AUGUAUUAUCAUCAUCUAAAUAAUUUAAUAGUUUUAUUUUUAAUCAUCCCAUCACUAGUAGAAUUAUUAACUAUUAAUACAGAUAUUUUAAUUUUACCGCAUAAUGCUCAACGUGGUUUUGUUUUAUUGGAAGAAACAAAACCAAGUCGAUAUAAUGAAUUUCUACAAUGUUUAAAACAAACUAAUGAUCAAUUAAAUAUUGAUAUUGAUCAAAAAUAUGGUGAUUUAAUAUUAAAUAAAACAAUAGAAAAUUUCAUUUUUAAUCAACAACGACUUCUUUGUACAAUUAAUCGAAAACAAUCAUCGAUUUUAAAACUUUAUUAUACAAUUAUCAAUUCAUCAAAUGAUAUUAGUUUUACAUCACCAAUCUAUCAUCUUGAUCCAAUAUCAUUUUCUAUAUAUCGUUUUAAAAAUAUCGAAUGUUUAUCAUCAUCAUCAUCAUUUAUCAAUUAUGAAUUUGUUGAUACAUCUAUUCCAUUAAAUAUAAAUCAAAUCACAGGACAAAUAUCUUCAAAAAAUGAAUGUCCGAAUUUAAAAGAAAUACUUAUUAAAUGUUACGAUAUAUCAAAUAAAAUAAAACAUGCAUAUGCUAAAAUUCUAUUUGAUCAAAUUUGUCAGACUAAUUCCAUCAAGCAGUCAGAUAUGGAUUGGAUUAAUAGAAUCGGCGAUGAACGACGAAAAAGACUUUAUUAUCAAGAAUCCAAUAUAAAUUUGACGCAAUCAAUUCGUCAUCGUCGUCAACAAUCUGUUCAACCACCAUCUCGUCUAACACUUCGCUUUAAUGAAUCUUAUAUUGGUUCAAUAUCAUAUAUAAAAUAUUGUCGAAGACAAACAACAAAUGAUCAUUUAGAACAAACAUUUCAAUUUCCAACUAAAUAUGAAAAUUUCUUACGUGAACGUCUUCGAAUAAAUGAUCAAGGAGAAUUAUUUGUUUUACGUCCGUUCGAUUACGAAUUAUUUCAAACAAUCACAUUUCAAUUUCAUUGUUUAAUAUUAGAACAACAAAAUGGUGGAAUGAAUUUAACACGUGUUAAUAAAACAGAAGAUAUACAAUUAAUUAUCGAUGAUGUUAAUGAUGAAUUACCACGUUGGAUUAUGGAUGAACCAUAUCAAUAUGGAACUUAUUUUGGUUAUGUUGAAAAAAGUGCACGACCUGAAACACCUGUUUUUCGUUUUAAAGCAUUUGAUCCUGAUACAAGUUCGAAAUUAACCUAUGAAAUUGUUCAUGGUGAUAAGAAUCUUUUUCAUUUAUCAUCUGAUGGAACAUUAACAACACAUUCAAAUCAACCAUUAAAUUCUCCAACAUAUAAUUUAACUGUACGAGCCGUUGAUUUAAAUUCUCAAGUUUCAAAAAUGAUGCGUUCAAAUGAAGCACAUCUAAUGAUUUAUACAAAUCAUUUUGAACCAAAAUUUUUUCAAGAAAAAUAUAUCUUUAAUGUUAGUGAAUAUACACAACCAUCAACGAUUAUUGGAACAAUAAGAGCAAAAUCAUUUUCAACAACAAGUGAUAAUUUAAGAUAUUUUCUACAACAACCAGUUACAGGUGGUACACAAACAAUUCUUCAAUCAGGAACAAUAGGUGGUGGUGGUGGUGAUAUGUAUGAAUUUAAGAUUGAUGAAACAGAAGGUUCAAUAAAAAUUUUGAAAAUGUUAAGAUAUUCUGAUCAACAUAAUAAUAAUACAAAAUUUUUUACAGGUAUUGUCAAAGAAUUAAGUGGUUGGCAAAUGCAAUCUCAUGUUGAGAUUGAAAUAUAUGUUCUUGACAUCAAUGAUAAAGUUCCUACAUUUAAACAAACAUAUUAUACACCUCAAAUAUCGGAAGAUUAUCCAUUAAAUACACCAAUUAUAAAUUUUACUGUUACUGAUGAUGAUGCACGAAAUACACCAAAUUCUAAUAUAACGUUUGAUUUAAUUGAUCCAUAUGGAAAAUUUGCUAUAUUUAAUGAUACACGUGUAUCAACAUCAAAUAAUAUUCAAGCAUAUCUUAUUGCGAAAGAACGUCUUGAUUAUGAAUCUUUAUCACCAUUAGAUCGACAAUAUAAAUUAAAAAUCAUCGCGCGUGAUCAUGGACAACCGCAAUCUUUACAAUCUGAAGCACAAAUCUAUAUUACAAUUACGGAUGUUAAUGAUGAACCGCCAGUUUUUAAAGAAAAUCCAGUACAAAAGACUAUUGCUGAAAAUACUCAACGAGGAACAUUUAUUGUUUUUGUUGAUGUUGUUGAUCCUGAAUAUAAUGAUUCAGUUACUGUACAAUUUUUAUCCACAUCCGAAUUUAAUCCAUUUCGAAUAAUAACAAGUCCAGGUGGUGGUAGAGUUAUACUUGAACAAGCACUUUUGCCGGAUAAAGAAUUCUAUAAUUUAACAAUACAAGCAUCAGAUCGUCUUGGUCAUACAUCACAAGCACAACUUUUAAUAACAAUAUAUGAUGUUAAUGAUCAUACACCACGUAUUGAACAAUGUGAACAAGGAAUAAUUACUGCAUUAAUACGUGAAAAUGCAACAUUAAAUACCCAAAUAAUAAAAAUAAAUGCGACAGAUGAAGAUCGAGGUUUAAAUGGUGAAAUACAAUUUUCAUUAAAGGGUACAAAUGAUCCCCAACAAGAUUCUGAUAUGUUUUCUAUUGAUCCUGAUACGGGAUUAGUUACAAAUAAAAAGAAAUUAAAACAUUUAAAAUCUGGAUUUAGUGAAUAUACAAUGACUAUAUUUGCACAAGAUAAAGAUCCAUCAAAUCCACGUUCAACACAUUGUAUUUUAAAAAUAACUGUCGAAGAUAUUAAUGAUCAUUAUCCUGUUAUAACAUCACCAGCACGUGAUAAUGAUUUAAUUUCAAUAAAAAUGGAAAAACGUGUUAAUUUUAAUUAUCCUGUACUUGUUGUUCGUGCUAAAGAUGAAGAUAGUGGAAAAAAUGCUCUAUUACAUUUUUCUCUUAAAUCUCGUGAUGAUUGUUCAAAUGGUAUUGAAUAUUUUGUAAUUGAUUCACAAUCGGGUGUUAUUUCGACACGUUCAUCAAAUGUAAAUAAUCCGAUAAAUUUACAAAUUAAAUAUUGUCUUGUUGUCCAAGUAUGCGAUUCUCCUGAUGAUGGUCCUCCGAAAUGUUCCGAACGGAAGAUACAAUUUCAAUUAUCUCAAGAUGGUUUCGAACCACCUGUAUGGGCACCUGAAACGGCAUUAACAUUUCAACGUGUUAUGAAAGUUGUUGAAUUAGCUCAACAAAAUAUUGUUAUUGAUACAUUUAAAGCAUCAAUUGCAAAUGAUUCAACGAAAAAAGUUAUUUUCGAAAUGGAACCAUUUAAUUGGACAUGUUCAAAUGCUGCAUUAGCUAGUGAAAAACCUCGUAUACCAUUUUUAUUAACACCAGAUGAAAAUGGACGUAAUAUUGCACGUUUAGUUAUUUAUCAACCAAUUGAUGCUGAUCCACCAACAGGUUGUACACGAUAUCAAUUUAAAAUUCGUGCUAAAAAUGCUGCUAUGGAAGCGUUGUCAUUAGAAAGUAUCUAUGAAAUUGAAAUUGUUGAUUCAAAUGAUAAUAUUCCAAUGUUUAAUGUAAGUUCAUAUCGUGCACAAAUUUAUGAAAAUGAAGUCAAAGAUAAUUUAUUACGUGUACAAGCUGAAGAUAAAGAUAUUGAUCCGAAAAAUCGAAAUACAACUUAUUUUAUAAGAUGUCCAAAUGAUGGUAAUCAACAAAAUCUUCAAUAUCAUUAUAAUAGUCCAUUAUCAAAUUCUUUAUCAUGUCAAGGAAUCGUUUCGAUUGAUCCUGAAACAGGUUGGAUAAGUGUUCAACGACAAUUUGAUUAUGAUAAUCCAGCUGAUCGUCGUUUCGUAUUUGAUGUAUUUGCUAAAAAUAUACUUCCAUCAGAUAGAUGUAGUGGUCAAAAUACCAAAGAAUCCCAAUCUCAAUCAUCUUCAUUAUCAUCUGGUGCUGAUGCUAAUCCAACGAUACAAAUUUGUGUUACUGAACAUCGUGUACCAGUUAUUAUUGAAGUAUUAGAUAGAAAUGAUAAUGCGCCUCAAUUUAAUAACUUACCAUAUUUUACUAAAGUUAUGGAAGAUGCUGAACCAGGAACUACCAUAUUUCAUUUAAAUGUUAGUGAUAUUGAUACAGAUGAUAUUUUAACAUUUUCAAUUGUAAAUGAACAAGAAGCAUCGGCAUUUGCUGUUAAAGAAAAUACUGGUGAAGUUUAUUUAGCUUCUGCACUCGAUUAUGAACGUGUUCAACAACAUAGUGUUGAGGUUCAAGUUAGUGAUUCAAAUAAUGAACAUCGUGCUCGAACAAUUCUAACAGUUAUUGUUGAAGAUGCUAAUGAUAAUCCGCCACGUUUUCUAAAUCUACCGAAAGAAAUUACUGUGGAAGAAGGUCGACAAUCAUUUGAUUAUGAUCAAAUAGUAUUACGUCAAUCAUCAAGAUUAAAACGUGAUACUCAAAUGAAUAAAAAACAAAAAGAAAAUAAUAAAAAACGAGUAUCAACAUCACCAAAAUAUCCUGAUGAUUCUUAUGAUGGAUAUUCUACUCAACAACCUUAUACAUCACGAGUUAUAUAUAAAGUUGAAGCUAUUGAUCCAGAUCUUGGUCGUCCAUUAAAAUUACCUAUUCGUUAUACAUUAACAUCAUCAAAUCCAUUAUAUACACAAUUUUUUGAAAUUCAUCCAUUAAAUGGAACAAUACAUUUGAAAAAAGAACUUGAUCGUGAUCCACCAAAUGGUUUUGAUGAAUGGUUAUUAACUAUAAUUGCAGCUGAUGAAGAUGGCAGAGAAGAUAUGGGUUCAAAGAAAAAUGCAUCAUGGUUAAAAAUUAUUGUCAAAGAUAUUAAUGAUUUAGCUCCAAUGUUUAUUGAUGUUGAUCCUAUUGGACAUAUACCUGAAGAUGCUCCGAAAGGAACACGUGUUGAAGGUUUAAGAAUAAAAGCUACUGAUUAUGAUAAAUUAUCUGAAAAUACAACACGAUAUGCAUUAACAUUAAAUACAAAAUCUAUUGAUGGUUCUGAUGUAUUUCGUAUUGAUGAGAUAACAGCGGAUAUUUAUCUUAAUGUCGAUAAUUAUCUUGAUCGAGAAAAAACUCCACAUCAUAAUUUGUCAAUUAUUGCAAGAGAUUCAGGUGAUCAAUCAGGAAAUUUACAAUCGAAAGAAUUAAAAAUUACGAUUAUUAUCGAUGAUGUGAAUGAUAUGCCACCACGAUUUAAACCUUCAAAUCAACAAGCACAAAUAUCUGAAACAGCACAACGUGGAGAUUUUGUUACAGAAGUUCGAGCAGAAGAUGAUGAUAUUGGUGUCAAUACACAUUCAUUAUAUGAAAUUAUUGAAGAAUGUCAAUUAUCAAAUGACCAAAUGACACGUUGUUCAAAACCGAGAUAUUUUAUUUUCAAAGAAACUGCAUUAGCUGAAAAAGGCACAAUUAUUCUUCUUGAACCAGUUAAUUAUGAUCCACCAGAUAAUCAAGUGAAAUUUCUUUUAAAAAUCAAAGCAACAAAUGGCGGAAUGUCUGAUUAUGCGAAUGUAACAGUGUUUGUCACAGAUGCUAAUGAUAAUGUGCCAGUCUUUUCUCAAUCGGUUUACUUUGCUAAUAUUAGUGAAGAAACACCAUUAGAACAAGAAAUUCUUCGUGUACAUGCAACUGAUAAUGAUGUUAGUCCAAUCAAUAAAGAAUUUAUUUAUCGUAUUCCACCAGAUCGUUCACAAUAUGAAAAUCGUCAACAUUUACGUAUAGAUGCAAUUAAUGGUCGAAUAUAUUUAAAGAAAAAUUUUGAUCGAGAAAAAUCUUCAACAAUUAGUUUACCAAUUGAAGCUGUUAAUAAUCAAAGUUCGAAUCCGUUAGUUGGUCGUGCUGUAUUAGUUAUUAAUGUUGUUGAUGUUAAUGAUAAUUAUCCACGUUUAGCAGAAAAUUAUGCUCCACGUGUACCUGAACAUACAGGAAGAAGAAAAAUUUUAGAAAUUAAAAUGAAUGAUCCCGAUGAUCAAAAUAAUGGAAAAAAUAGAUUUCAAAUGAAACUUGGUAAAAAUAAUGUAUGGCCUGAAGAAGGUGAUCCAAAAUUUCGUCUUGAUAUUCAAUAUGAUGGUGAUGGUAAACCACGUGGUAAUCUUAGUACAUUACGAGAACUUGAUCGAGAAGAACUUUGUCCGAAAGAGGAUAAAUAUAAAAAUCAACGUUAUUGUGGGAAAUACUAUGAUUUACCAAUUUGGAUGUCAGAUGGUGAACAAUCAGGCAUAAAUCUACUUCGUGUUCUUGUUGAAGAUAUCAAUGAUAAUCCAUUUAAUAGUGGUUAUAAAUCUAUUGAUAUCUAUGAUUAUAAACAUGCAUUAAGUAAACUUUUAUCUACUUCACGUAUUUAUCUUGGUACUGUAUUUACUGAUGAUGAAGAUGAUUGGGAUUUACAUAAUAAAGUCUUUGAACUUCAAGCAUCGGAUGAUAAUAAUUUCUUACAAGUUGAUAAAAAUAUGCAAACAUCACGUACACCAGGUGCUAUUUAUUUAACAACACAAAAUAAUAAUGCAACAAUUAAAUAUGAUGUUCCAUAUAAAUAUGAUGUUAUAGUUCGUGAUACUCAUCCACAAUGGGUACAAAGUGAUUCUAAAACGUCUUAUAUUGAAUUUCGUUUACAUGAUUUACCAUCGGAUGCAUUAGAAAAUGCUGCAUCAAUUCGUCUUCAAGAUAUAACUGCAGAAGAAUUUAUUGAAACACGUUUUCAUGAUGAAUCAUUUUUAGCAAUAUUUAAACGUUUAAUACUUGAAAUAAAUCCUCAAGCUCGUCUAAUUGAUGUUUUUUCAAUUCAAGAUCAUGAAAAUUUAUUUCGUACAAUCGAUGUUUAUUAUGCUUUACAUGGUAGUGAUUAUUUAUCAAAAAUAAAAAUCAAUGGUCUUGUUGAAAUAUCACGUUCAAAACUUGAAAAAUAUUUUAAUAUAAGUCAAAUUGGUAUCGAUGAAUGUUUAAAUUCUGAUCAACAAUGUUUUACAGUUGGUUGCUUAAAUAAAAUUGAUGUACAAUCUAAACAACCCUAUAUAAUCAAUGCAAAUCAAACAUCAUUUAUUGGUUUAAAUUUAAAAACAAUUGCUCAAUGUACAUGUGAUAAAGAUAUUCAUAUUCAACAAGAAAAACAAAAAGAAUUAUUAAAAACACAUAAAUAUUGUUUAAAUGGAGGAUAUCCAACAAGAGAUAAUCAUCAGAUAAAAUGUGUAUGCCCCGAUAAUUCAUUAUAUAAUGGUGGUGAACGUUGUCAACUAACAACUAUUUCAUUUGAUGGAAAUGGUUAUGGUUGGUAUAAACCAUUAACAACAUGUGAUACAUGGAUGUUAUCAAUUGAAUUUCUAACUCAAUCACCAAAUGGUUCAAUAUUAUACAAUGGACCAUUAAAUAAACGAAAACAAUUUGAAGAUUAUUUUUCAUUACAAUUAUUAAAUGGUCGUCUUGUAAUUGAUUUAAAUUUUGGUACUGGACAAAAUAUUCGACGACAUUUAAAAACAAGUGCAAAUUUAGCUGAUGGCAAAUGGCAUAUGAUUGAAAUACGACAAAUUAGUACAAUUGAACAUAUUUUGGAAAUUUUAAUUGAUUAUUGUCCAUUAACAAGUAUAUCAAAACAAUUUAGUGAAUGUCGAUUUAUGAUUGAAUUCAAUGAAGAUGAUGUUUUUAGUACAAAUCAACCAUUACAAUUAGGUGGAAUUGCUUUACAAGAACAACAAACUAAUCAACAAGAAUUACCAAUGGAAUAUAUGGGAAAUUUUAGAGGUUGUAUUCGUAAUCUUCGUUUUGCUGAUGAAUUAUAUGAUCUUCAUGUUGAUUUACACAGUGGUCAGUCAGUGAAUCUUCACGAUGGUUGUAUUCUAACUGAUCUUCGAUGUCGAAAACUUGGAUGUCAAUCUAAUAAUGGUAUUUGUGAUGCUGAUCUAUAUCAAGCACAAUGUGUUUGUAAACCAGGUCGAACUGGACCAAUAUGUUCUCAGGAAACAACAUCUUAUGAUUUUACAUAUGAUAAACAAACUUGGACAGGUGAUCGAGCAUCAUAUGCAACAUUUCGUCAUCAACAUAAACCUGAUAAUGAAUUAACGUUUUCAUCUCAAAUAUUAAAAUUUCAAAUAAUGUUUCGUACACGUGAAAUCUCAGAUAAUAUUUUAACAUUGAUUGAUUUUCAUAAUGAUGAUACAUUUAUGUUUUUGGAAAUUAAAUCUGGACAUUUACAAGCUCGAUUUGGUUCUAAGUCAGAUACACAAUUAGUUGAUUUAAAACAUGUAUUAGUUAAUGAUGGUCGAUGGCAUACAGCUUAUCUUGAUCGUUAUGGACAGCGAUUAUUUUUACGCCUUGAUGAUGGAGAAUAUUAUCGUUCAAAUAUUAGUUAUGGAAAAUCUAUAUGGAAACAUUUUCCUAAUACUUUAUUGAAUGUUGGUGCUCGAAUUGAUUCUGCUGUACAUAAAAUAGUUACAGCAGAUUUUAAUGAUGGUUGCAUAAUGGAUAUUCGUUUUAAUGGUCAACUUCUUGAUUUAUUAAAUGGCUCAUCAUCGUCAGAUAUGAAAUGGACAUUUCAAUCAAAUAUAAAAGAAGGUUGUGAUAAUCUUGAUAAUUGGUGUCGUGGUGUACAAUGUCGUUCACCAGCAUUUUGUGUAAAUACAUGGAGACAUGGUCAAUGUCAAUGUACAGAUACAUAUAAAUAUAAUCCAGCAAAUGAAACAUGUAGUUUAUAUGAUUGGUGUUCUGAUAUAACAAAUCCAUGUCAUAUGCCAGGUACAAAAAAUUGUUUAUAUGAAGCUCGUGAAGAUACAAUAAAAUGUGAAUGUAAAUCACGUUGGCAAGGUGAACGUUGUACAAUAAAAGCUAUGCCAUUAGCUGGAACAUUUAAUUGGCAAAUAAUAGCUUCAACUAUAUUCUGUCUUAUAGCUAUAUUACUUCUUGUUCUAUUACUUGUUUUAAUAACACGACAAAGACAAUCGAAAAAAGCUUAUAUACUUGGUAUGGAUGAUGAAAUACGAGAUAAUAUUAUAAAUUAUGAUGAAGAAGGUUGUCCAGAUGAAGAUCCUGUUACAUAUGAUAUAUCAACAUUAAAAAAACCAGUAUUUUCAGCAAAUGGAAAUGCAAAUCAAACUCGUAAUGGUAGACAAAAUUCUGAAUCAGAAAGUAAACCAUUAUUAAAAACAGUUCCCGAUGGAAAUAAUCCAAUGGAUUCAUCGAAAAAAAAUGCAAUAAGAAAAGAUAUGCCACCUAUUCCAGCACCAAAACCUAAUCUAAAUAAAAAUCAAACAAAUGGUUUAAGUAAUGGUAUUAAUGUUGGAGAAUUUAUUAAAGGUCGAAUACGUGAUAUUGAUGAUGACCCAUCACAACCACCUUAUGAUAGUUUACAAGAAUAUGCUUAUGAAGGUGAACCAUUAGCACGAAAUGAAGAAUGUACAUUAUCAACAUUGACUAUAACAUCAAAAGAUCAGAAUGAUAUUGAUAAAGAACUAGAACUUGAAUAUUUAAAAAAUAUGGGACCAAAAUUUCAAUAUAUUGCUAAACUUUAUGCAGGCAAUGGAGAGAAAGAAUCUUAA
Messenger RNA from Adineta steineri, 9504 nucleotides. The record is from the annotation of a GenBank genome assembly. Lineage: Eukaryota; Metazoa; Rotifera; Eurotatoria; Adinetida; Adinetidae.